This is a messenger RNA of Paecilomyces variotii, 891 nucleotides long. Its product is annotated as Manganese/iron superoxide dismutase. Gene Ontology annotation, biological process: superoxide metabolic process. The coding region runs from base 1 to 891 and encodes 296 amino acids. Gene Ontology annotation, molecular function: superoxide dismutase activity; metal ion binding. The transcript has 4 exons. The record is from RefSeq and is a predicted model, not a curated record. NCBI's taxonomy places the organism in Eukaryota, Fungi, Ascomycota, Eurotiomycetes, Eurotiales, Thermoascaceae.
AUGUUUGGACGAAUCCUCCGGCCGCAGGGCUCCCUGCGCGCAGUGUCUUCUCUCACAAAAUCCGCUUCCGCCCUUCCCAGAUCCCAGAUUCGAGGACUGCACCGUGUGCCCCAGUUGACGCACGAUGCGUACUUUAAGAAGAAUGGAGUUCCAGAGCUGCUCUCUCCGGAGGGCUUUGACUUCGCCUGGACCCAGUACCAGACGCUCCUGGUUGACAAGCUCAACUUGUUGACGCAGGACACUGUCGACGCUGACGCCAAACCGGGCGAGCUCCUCAUCAAGUACUCCAAGCGGCCGGAGAUGGCCUCCGUGUUCAACUACGCCUCCAUGGCGCACAACAACCACUUUUUCUUCAAUUGCCUUGCGCCCACCCAGACCACUAUUCCCGAGAAGUUUGCCAAAGAUAUUACCGACACGUGCUCGUCAAUAGAAUCUCUGAAGCUCGACUUCCUGGCCACUGCUAACGCUAUGUUCGGUCCUGGAUUCGUCUGGCUGGCCAAGAACCUCGAGAGGGAAGGGCUCCUGAACAUCUUCUGCACAUACAACGCCGGUUCUCCCUACCCUGCUGCGCACUCCCGGCGGCAGCCGGUCGACAUGGCUACCCACAACUCUGACGCUCCCCUGGGCAAUCAGUUUGCAGGCUCCAUGGGAGCUCACGCCCAGAACCAGAAGAACCUCGCACCGGGCGCCCUUGAUGUCCAGCCCAUUCUGUGUGUCAACACCUGGGAGCACGUGUGGAUGAUGGACUACGGUAUUGGCGGUAAGGCCGAGUACCUCGAGCGCUGGUGGGACAGGAUCAACUGGGAAGUGGUCUACGACAACUAUAACGCUGUGAGCGCCCCGAAGAACCGGAAUCCCAUCAACAGACACCGCAGCUUGGGCAUGCUAUGA